AUGUACGGGAUUUUGCUUCCAGACAUCGGCUCCUGCAGCGCAUUCUACCGUGAGCACGAGCUGGCGGAGGGACUACAGCAAGAAAAAGAACAAGAAGAAGCCGUCAAGAUCUCCAGACGAGAUUACCAUCCACGGUUCCGUGUUAUUCUUCUAGAUUUGAGCGCUAAGAGCCCCCGAAAGGAGAAUCAGCUGGCCAGGAAUUCCAAAGCAUUCCAUGAUUCCGCUGUUUCUACGGCAUGCAUCCGGAUGAUACCGACCCCCGGUCCUGUCACCACCACAACCACCGUCGCCCCGACCACAACAACGUCAACAGCAGCGCCGACUACGACAACGACAACAACAACGGCUACCACCACUACCACCACGACUACGACCGCGACACCGGUAUGCGCCUCUUGCGCUCAAAAUCUGGCAAUUAUCCCGGAAGAUGAUCUGCCUGGUGCUCCGCAGGGAACUGGCACCUUUACGUACAGCCCAAAUGCCGCCGGAUGUAUCACGGCCUCCCUGAGUUGCUCGGCUCCCGGAUUUGUUCUGGCUAGCGCCAGAGUAAAUGGCGAGUGGUUCGCGUUCGGCCAGGACUGCAUGACGACAGCUCUGGAAGGGAAUAUUGUUUGUGAUGAUAUGGGAGUCUGGCAAUUCGAGCCGGCCGUACAACCCGGAACUUUCUACUCCCCCGUCGACUACGCGUGUACGGAGGCCAGUCCGACUUGC
Molecule: messenger RNA, 711 nt
Organism: Mesorhabditis spiculigera
Lineage: Eukaryota; Metazoa; Nematoda; Chromadorea; Rhabditida; Rhabditidae
Source: the annotation of a GenBank genome assembly